Molecule: messenger RNA, 1887 nt
Organism: Saccostrea cuccullata (small rock oyster)
Lineage: Eukaryota; Metazoa; Mollusca; Bivalvia; Ostreida; Ostreidae
Exons: 5
Coding region: 517-1887 (456 amino acids)
Source: RefSeq, a predicted model, not a curated record
GAAAAUGUUUGUUGUAAUGUUUUGUAAUAUAUUUUAUUACGUUUUUUUUAUUUUAAUUUGAAUUUACCGCGGGUUGUAAAGAGCAAUAACUCUGUCCAUAACAGCAGGCGUGUUUACAUUUCCGGUUGAAAAUAGAUUGAAAGUGAAAGUCACAGUAAAGUUGUAAAUUGGAAAUGUAGGGAGUUCAAGCACUAAACAUGAGCCAAACUUCCACAGCAACAUCGAUAAGUAUACCAUCAGAAAUUGUUCUUUAUCAAGAUGAUGAAUUUUUAGAAGAUAUAGAGCGUGUGGAUGAAUUAUAUUUCUCUAAACUUGUUGCUCCAAAAUCUAACGUGCGCGACAGACAGUUUUGUGAUCUGUCAAGUGACAGUGAGACAGAUACGAGUGAUUUUGGUGAUGUAAAUUAUGAUUCUGACUCUGAAAGUGACAAUGACAACUAUGAUGGGGAUGUAUAUAUACCGAAUGAAGUCAAUGACACCGACACGAAGGAAUACAUAAUCCGUUCCAAAUUUCAGAAUGACACUUGCGGGUGUAAGGAGUUUUAUGGAAUGCCAUGUAGCACGAAAAUUGACUUUGAUGCAGCAUGUGAGUUCCGUGAUCAUUGUCUACAGUGUACUCGGGAGGAACUUGACACUUUACUUAAAGUUGAAAUGUUUGCACAUAGGCGAUCUGGUUCUGUCACACAGUCCAAGAAACACAGAGAAAAAGAACGAGAAAGACCAUUUCAGGAGUACUACUUCAAUGGAUGCAGAGUGUGUCGUACAACAUUUUGUUUUGUACAUGCUGUUGAAAGAAAAAAAACUCCAUAAAGCUGCCAGAUCUCUGGAUACAGUAGGGUUUUUACCCAGAACGCAUGGAAACUGUGGUAAGGCUCCGCAUAAUAGCUUAACAGUGACAGACAGGGACCAUAUCAAAACAUUUCUUACGAAGUAUGCAAGUGACCAUGCCCUGCCUCUACCAGGCCGACUGCCAAAUUACAAAUCUGAGAAAGUGCUUCUACUUCCGUCGGAUACGACAGCUGCUGACAUUCAUGCUAAGUAUGAGAUUCUAGCUGAAGAAAUGAACUUCAGAAAAAUACACUUAAGGACAUUUCAAAGAACUUGGCAUGAGUUGUGUCCAUUCAUUACAAUCAUGAAGCCAUGCACUGAUCUGUGUCAGCUUUGUCAGAAUUUCUCUCAUCAACUGUCGACAGUUUCUAAUAUGAAUGAUGAGGAAAAGGAAGAAAUCCUUUCUACUUAUACGCAGCACGUUUCCCAAGCUAAACAGCAAAGAGACUACUACAGACACCAGUGUACCACCAGCAAGGAAGUGUUCAUUUCCUUACCAGAGGAAUGUAAACAAACUGGAAAUGCUCCAUGCACAGUUGAUGUGCAAAUGCACUAUUCCUGGGACUAUGCACAACAAGUGCAUUUUCCACAUCAUGCCCAACAAGUGGGACCAAUAUUUUUUAAGACGCCCCGGAAAUGCAAUGUGUUUGGUAUAUGUUGUGAGGGUUCAGGAAAACGAGUGUUCUACUUGACUGACGAGGCUGAGAACACAGGAAAGGGUGCUAAUUCUGUCAUUAGUAUGAACUCCAUGUUAUUGUGGAAUAUUCUUAUGAUGGUGGCAGGACACACUAAAUUGACUGACUGGCAUUUUGGAGUCUGGAAAAAUCAGAAUAUCCUUCCCUCCUUAGAUGAUCCUCUGCCUCAAGAAAUCCCAGCACCCGGUCUUGAGCCCAAGAAGCAAUGGUACCUAUAUGAGGAAAUCUGUGAACAUUGUCUAUCACUCUCCGCUAAAGACACAUCCUGUCCAAAACCAGUCGUACCAAAGAAAGAGGUGAAAGUUUAUUCUCCUGAUCAUUCCACAUCACACUUGAGGAAAAGGAAGAAUCUUCUCCUUAGAUGA